AUGUCAGAAGCCCGCGAGUCCUCUCCCACCCCAUCAGAACGAGCGCGCCAGGACGCCGAAGACCGCAAGCGCGAGGAGGAAGAACAAGCCAAACUCCCCUACAAGUGGACCCAAACGCUCGAAGAGGCCGAAGUCACGGUUCCCAUUCCGGGCAACUUGAAAGCGCGAGAUUUGGUGGUUGACCUGAAAAAGACACAUAUCAAAGUCGGGAUUAAAGGUCAAGAACCGAUUAUUGAUGGCGACUUCCCCCAUCCCAUCCAGACGGACGAAUCGACCUGGUUGUUAUCUACCAAACCGGACGGCAGCAAAGAAAUCGUCAUCAACAUCGCCAAAGCGCGCGGCUCGUACUGGUGGGCGCACAUUGUGACGUCGGCGCCCAAGAUCGACAUAACGAAAAUCCAGCCCGAGAACUCCAAACUGUCCGAGCUGGACGGCGAGACGCGCGGCAUGGUGGAGAAGAUGAUGUAUGAUCAGGAAAUGAAGCGGCAGGGCAAACCGACCAGCGAUGAGCAGAAGAAGGAGGAUAUCUUAAAGAAGUUUAUGGAGCAGCAUCCUGAAAUGGACUUUAGCCAGGCGAAGAUUGGGUGA
This is a messenger RNA of Exophiala dermatitidis NIH/UT8656, 588 nucleotides long. Its product is annotated as nuclear movement protein nudC. NCBI's taxonomy places the organism in Eukaryota, Fungi, Ascomycota, Eurotiomycetes, Chaetothyriales, Herpotrichiellaceae. Gene Ontology annotation, biological process: protein folding. The coding region runs from base 1 to 588 and encodes 195 amino acids. The record is from RefSeq and is a predicted model, not a curated record. Gene Ontology annotation, cellular component: cytoplasm. The transcript is spliced from 2 exons.